AUUUGGUACAAAUACGACCCUAGGGUCCUCCUGACAUCACUUCUGUUCUUGUACUUCUGUACCAUCUACCACCCUCCACAUCCUCGCCAUGGCUUUCCACAAGGUAGUUGUCCUGUUUGCGCUGGCCGCCCUCAGUCAAGCCCAGCUCGUGCCCCUAGCCUCGGUCAAGGGCACCGACGCCGAGUACGACCCCAACCCCCAGUACCAGUUCGCCUACAGUGUACAAGACCCCAUCACCGGAGACGCCAAGGCCCAGGAGGAGAGUCGUGACGGUGACUUUGUCAAGGGAUCCUACAGCCUGGUCGAGCCUGAUGGUAACGUCCGCACCGUCCAGUACACCGCCGACCCCGUCAACGGCUUCAACGCCGUCGUCAGCCGCGCCGUAGGUGCCGCCCCAGCUCCAGUAGCCGCCCCUGUGUACAAGGCAGCUCCUGCUCCUAUUGCCACCCCCAUCUACAAAGCCGCGCCCGCCCCCAUUGCCACCCCCGUCUACAAGGCAGCUCCCGCCCCCAUUGCGUCCCCCGUCUACAAGCCAGCCUACUACUCACCUUCUGCCUACUCUUACCAGCCCUACAGAUACUCUGGCUACCCUUACACGUCCUAUCCUUACUCCGCCUACCCUUACUCUGGCUACCCUUACUCUACUUACCCCUACGCUUACUAAACAUUGUUGUCUAUACUGUAUAAAUCUUGUAUUCUUCAAAUAAACCUUCUUUCUUUUAAA
Macrosteles quadrilineatus (aster leafhopper) is the source of this 724-nucleotide messenger RNA. RefSeq names its product cuticle protein 7-like. NCBI's taxonomy places the organism in Eukaryota, Metazoa, Arthropoda, Insecta, Hemiptera, Cicadellidae. The transcript has 2 exons. Bases 89 to 664 code for a protein of 191 amino acids. The record is from RefSeq and is a predicted model, not a curated record. Gene Ontology annotation, cellular component: extracellular matrix.